Molecule: messenger RNA, 1117 nt
Organism: Phytophthora sojae
Lineage: Eukaryota; Oomycota; Peronosporomycetes; Peronosporales; Peronosporaceae
Exons: 1
Coding region: 284-1117 (277 amino acids)
Cellular component (GO): microtubule organizing center
Source: RefSeq, a predicted model, not a curated record
CCCAACUGUCGUCUAAAUAGCCUGCUAGAGUCGUGCUGCUCCUUGGGGGCAGCAGUAUAUUAUAGUGACGCUCGCGAGUGGUGCUCGACGAAGAAGAUAUGUACUCAGUAGUCAACCAUAUAAAUCAACACGCGAACCCCAAAAUGCGGCGUCAUUUUCCCCACUUCAAGUUAGUAUCUUUUGAUUGGCAAGGAGUGAUGGUCACUAUGUUGAAGUGGACUCGCCACUCACUCACUCCCGGAAAGUCCGACAAGCCCCAGCACCAAGCACUACAGCAUCGGCCAUGGACGAGAACAUGCAAGGCGCCACGCAGCCUCUUCCCAGGACUCUGGGCGAGCAGGCGGCCAGGUUUGCAGAGCUGCAGCACGAGAACUUCAACCUCAAGAUGCGCGUGAGUUACCUGGAGGACAAGCUGCUGCAGUAUCUCGGGAACGGCGCGACGACCCUGGCCAGUGAAGAGCUGGAGGCCGAGGUGAUUCAGCUACGCAGAGCGCUGGAUGAACGCGAUCACCAACUAGCAGAGCAAAACGCGUCGAUGGCUCGAGCCAACGAGGCGAUUGACGCGUUGAUGCAGCAGCUUCGCGAGUCGCAGGCGAGAAUUCCACAACGAGGCGAGGUGGGACAGCCCGGUCUUGCGGUACAGAACGCUGUUCAAGCAGCUCAGCGCCGAGUGUACGAGCUGGAAGAGGAAGCGGAGAGGCUGAGUCUGGAGCUGCAGGAGGCUCACAGCGCCCAUCAGAGAGAUCUGGGCACCUCGGAGCAGUGGAGGCAGCGCUACCUGGAAACGUUGGAGUACCUCAAGAGGGAGGGCAUCAAGGCCCUGCAUGAAGUGAAGCACUUGAGAGCCUUGAACAACUCCAAGGACGAGAUGCUGGCUAGGUCACGAGAGCUGCUGGCGGACGCUCGUCAGCAAAAGCGGCGGCAAGGCAGUGAAUUCAUCAUCAGGCUCAGAAGGUUCAGUGAGGAGGCCAAGCAGUUGGGAGAGCAGGAAGAACGGCUGCAUGCCAAGUACCAGGCAGACUACGCGAGACUGGAGAGCGACUGGAUGAACGACCAGACUGGGCUUGUGCAGCAAAACGAGUUCUUCCGCGACGAGAUCGCUUCUCUGCGAAGGUGA